GGCGUUUCAGAGGGUUGCACACGCGCCCUUGACUUCCUACUAGGAGGUGAUAUCCGAGUAAACAGCCGUAAGGUCACAAUAAUUGCGACUUGAAGGAUAAUCCAGCUGCCAUGGGGUUCGUUCCAGAGGAGGCGAAAGGCCUUCCUCCCCCCGGGAUCGUGAACAGGGCGUCGGUGUGGCUGGCCGGCGUGGGCUGGAUGACCGCCAUGCUGGAGAACGGCAUGAGACACCGGCCCCCGCUCAAAGCAGGUGUGCACCGCCAAAUCCUCCUGGCAACAAUUGGCUGGUUUGUCGGCUACCACCUUACAAAACAUGAAAUUUACACUUAUGCGAAACUGGAUCGAGAUAUGAAUGAGUACGUCAGACUCCAUCCAGAGACAUUCAAAGAAAAGGAAAAAAAGACCUUGGCGGAGCUUGUCCAACCUUUCCAUCCUGUGCGCUAAGUGUCCACAGCUGCUGAGACGGAAAAGUAGAGGGAGAGAGCGAACACAGACCCUCAUGUCUUGAGCAGGCCUUUUGCGAAAUCUGUCAUUUGUCUAUUGUAUUAAGUAAAGGUAUGUAAAUAAAAUAAUAAUAAUCAA
Messenger RNA from Cololabis saira (Pacific saury), 581 nucleotides. It is a transcript of the gene ndufc2, whose product is annotated as NADH:ubiquinone oxidoreductase subunit C2. Bases 111 to 443 code for a protein of 110 amino acids. Lineage: Eukaryota; Metazoa; Chordata; Actinopteri; Beloniformes; Belonidae. Gene Ontology annotation, biological process: mitochondrial electron transport, NADH to ubiquinone. The transcript is spliced from 3 exons. Gene Ontology annotation, cellular component: mitochondrial inner membrane. The record is from RefSeq and is a predicted model, not a curated record.